Messenger RNA from Prorocentrum cordatum, 501 nucleotides. Lineage: Eukaryota; Dinophyceae; Prorocentrales; Prorocentraceae. The record is from the annotation of a GenBank genome assembly.
CGACCACGGCCCGAGCAGCAGCGGGACCAGGCCGGCGGCGCCGCCGCGGACGCGGGACCCCCCGGGGCGCCGCCCCCGUUGGAGGUGGCCUGCCCGUCGCCGCCGCCCGACGGGGAGGCCCGGGGCAGCGCCGGCGCCAGCGGCAGCGGCGGCGCCAGCGCCGGCGGGCGGUGGGAGCACGACCUCUGGCCCGGCGUCGAGGCGGACGAGGACAGCCAGUGGGCCUGCGCCGCCUGCACCUUCCGGAACCACGCCGCGCUGCGGGCGUGCGAGAUGUGCGAGACCCCCCGCCAGAGCCCCGCGGCGCCCGCCAGGGAGGCCCGUGCGAGCAACGUGCGGACGCUGCGCAUCCCGGAGGGCCCGGAGCGCCAGUGGAUGUGCGCCGUGUGCACGUUUAUGAACCACCCGGCCAUCGAGGCCUGCGAGAAAUGCGACGUGGGCCGCGGUGCCAAGGCCUUCCUGGCCUACCUCGCCGCGGCGAGGGAGCGGCCGCAGGAGUGA